AUGGCAUUACCACGCCCUCCAGCGGCCUCCCGACGUCGUGAUCUCACACCUCUCCAUGGACGUCACACAAGACGACAGAAGUACUCCGCCCGGGCAUUCUACCUGACCUUGCUGGUUGUCGCCGCAUUCACAGCCUUCAGCUUUCUGUCAGACGCUGCCAGUCCACGGUUCCGCGCAGCGCGACAGACUCCCUUGCACCGAAGAGAUGACAAUUCGACGCAGAGAGACCUAGAGUGCCGCCUCGUGCAUCAUGCGAAAGACAAAUGCGCCUUCGUACGCGCGAACUGCCCGGACGAGGAAGCCGGCAUCUUCUCCUACCUCACCCUAUACUACUGCCGCACGCCCAAGGCGCAACCCGUCGCAUUCGCGAUAAUGGUGUUGUGGCUCGGCCUGCUGUUCAGCACCAUCGGUAUAGCCGCCAGCGACUUCUUCUGCGUCAAUCUCAGCACCAUCUCCAAUCUACUGGGAAUGAGCGAAAGCAUGGCCGGGGUGACAUUCCUGGCCUUCGGGAACGGUAGCCCUGACGUCUUCUCCACAUUCGCGGCCAUGAGUACCAACAGCGGUAGUCUUGCUGUUGGCGAGCUUUUCGGCGCAGCUGGUUUCAUCACCGCAGUGGUUGCGGGCUCUAUGGCCUUGGUUCGCCCGUUUCAGGUCGCGAAGAAGAGUUUCAUAAGAGAUGUAGGGUUUUUCAUCGUUGCGGCAAGCUUCAGCAUCGUCUUUCUGCAUGAUGGCAAGCUAUUUCUGUGGGAGUGCCUAGCGAUGGUGGCCUUCUACAUAUUCUACGUUGUUUUCGUGGUCAUUUGGCAUUGGUGGCUUGGACGGCGACGAAGGAGAAGGCAGAAGAUAGCUGCGGCAAGGGGCAACUACGUGGCUCCCGGGAACGAAGAAGUCGAGUUCGAGGAAGAAUACCGGGAUGAUGAUGAAGACGGAGCUGCAGGUGGUGGCACACGCGCUUCCUCGCGGCGAGUCUCGGUCGCGGACUUCUCUGCCCUGGAGCGUGGCGGAGACGAGACUUUCCCGAACAUGGACCUCGACCAGGAAGACGACACUCGCGAGAGAUGGAUGGGGGAGCUCAGCAGUAACAUGCGCUUGAGUCGGCCAAGACUCGGACACCGGCGCACCACUGUCAAUCCGAUUCGACCCAGCCUAGUAGGAGCCUUGGAGUUCCGGGCGGUUCUGUCAUCGUUACAGAAAUCACGAAACAUCCAGACGAUGCCGAUGAAUCUGCGCCGCUACUCCGAUGAUCUCAACUACACUUCAGCGCAGCAGCAGGACCACAUGUCCAGCGUCUCGGAUCCUGCUGCUCGCCCUCCCAUUUCGCCAGAGUCCUCCUACAACUUCCGAGACUACGUGGACACCGAAGAACCAGAACCGAAGCCUCUCUCUUGGUGGCCUUACAAGAUCUUACCACCUCCUGGGGUGCUUAUUUCAACGCUCUUUCCUACCUUGUACACGUGGAGAGAUAAGAAUAUCUGGGAGAAGUUCCUCGGCAUCGUGGCUGCACCCAGCGUCUUAUUGCUUACUAUAACACUGCCCGUCGUUGAAGGCGAAAAAGAUGAUGGCGAUGAAGAUCAAGAGCGAAUACCGGACCUCAGUUUGUCGAGCUCGCUAGGCGCAACAGAUAAUGGAACUAAGCGAACAGGAGCGAGUACCGUUACCAUCCUUGAGCCUGAAAGUCCAGGCAUAGUAAAGCCGGCUCCGCAUCCUAGCGGCGACCGCAGCAUGGCUUCCGCACGGUCUCAUGACCUUACUGGUCAUGGUAACACAGCUGCAGUUGCCACCCAUGCGGAACAUCAUCAUCGAGACGCUUUCCACAACAACACUGCGCCUAACAUGCCUUCCGCUCCUCACAUCCUACAAUCGCCUCAGAUGCUUCCCAACACGGAUGUUAAGCCCGCCACUCCCAAAGAUUGGAACCGUUGGCUUGUUAUCGUGCAGGUCUUUACCGCUCCGUUCUUUAUAGUGCUGAUCGUCUGGGCCAACAGCGAGCCCGAGUCACCUCGAGCCCUCAUUAGACCUACGCUCUAUUCGCUCCUCGCUUCCCUGGUCACCCUGGCUUUCAUCCUCACUACUACAUCGCCCACCAGACCCCCGCGCUGGCGUGUCCUCCUCUGCUUCCUUGGUUUCGUGGUCAGCAUCUCUUGGAUAAGCACAAUCGCGAACGAAGUCGUGGGCGUUCUGAAAACUCUGGGCGUCGUUCUGAACAUGUCAGACGCAAUUCUCGGCCUCACCAUAUUCGCUGUCGGAAACUCACUCGGUGACCUGGUUGCCGACAUCACCGUCGCUCGACUGGGCUACCCGGUCAUGGCGUUGUCAGCCUGUUUCGGCGGCCCGAUGCUGAAUAUCCUGCUGGGCAUCGGGAUCAGUGGCUCCUACAUGUCUAUCAUGGGCGCGGAAAAAAGAGAGCAUAGGCAUCCGGGCACACCGAUGAAGUUCAAGCCGUAUCACAUCGAUGUUAGUAGCACGUUGUUGAUAUCUGGUGCGACUUUGUUGGUUACGCUUGUGGGGCUGCUGGUGUUGGUGCCGUUUAGGAAGUGGAAGAUGGACCGCUGGAUUGGGUGCGUUUUGAUCUGCUUGUGGACUGUCAGUACGAUUGGUAAUAUUGUUGUUGAGGUCUUGGGGUACGGUGGGCAUAUUGAUCUGUUUAGACAUCUGUGA
Messenger RNA from Coniosporium apollinis CBS 100218, 2658 nucleotides. RefSeq lists its product as uncharacterized. Bases 1 to 2658 code for a protein of 885 amino acids. Gene Ontology annotation, cellular component: membrane. Lineage: Eukaryota; Fungi; Ascomycota; Dothideomycetes. The transcript is spliced from 3 exons. Gene Ontology annotation, biological process: intracellular calcium ion homeostasis; monoatomic cation transport; transmembrane transport. The record is from RefSeq and is a predicted model, not a curated record. Gene Ontology annotation, molecular function: monoatomic cation transmembrane transporter activity.